AAAGGUCGAAAGAGCGAAGAGCGAAUAUAACCUAACUUUUUCAUAAAGAAUUUUGUCUUUCGACGAUUUUUAUCAGCUUUAUUAAUCAAAUAAACAUUUAACUAAAAAUCAUGUCGGUGUGGAGACAAGCGGGUCUUAAUUACAUCAAUUACUCUCAAAUUGCUGCUCGUCUUCUUAGACAAGCACUCAAAGCGGAAUUUAGGGUGGAAGCUGCAAAACGUGACGAGUCAAGUAUCAAAUUUACACAAUGGAAAGAUGGAAAAGCAAUUACUGAGAAGGCUUAGGCACAAUUUUAGGAAUUAAGGAAAGAAAAUUAGGCGGCGUCUAUCAUACAGUCAAAUAGAAAAUUAUUCCUCUAAAAAAAAGAAUACAAAUUAAUUUAAGUUCAACUGUUUACCGUUAUGUAAAAUAAAUUUUCAUUUCACCACAUGAA
Messenger RNA from Leptopilina heterotoma, 433 nucleotides. RefSeq names its product protein stunted-like. Gene Ontology annotation, biological process: proton motive force-driven mitochondrial ATP synthesis. The record is from RefSeq and is a predicted model, not a curated record. Gene Ontology annotation, molecular function: proton-transporting ATP synthase activity, rotational mechanism. NCBI's taxonomy places the organism in Eukaryota, Metazoa, Arthropoda, Insecta, Hymenoptera, Figitidae. The transcript is spliced from 4 exons. Bases 111 to 284 code for a protein of 57 amino acids. Gene Ontology annotation, cellular component: mitochondrial inner membrane.